Molecule: messenger RNA, 1209 nt
Organism: Plectropomus leopardus (leopard coralgrouper)
Lineage: Eukaryota; Metazoa; Chordata; Actinopteri; Perciformes; Serranidae
Product: coiled-coil domain-containing protein 63-like
Biological process (GO): outer dynein arm assembly; cilium movement
Cellular component (GO): axoneme
Source: RefSeq, a predicted model, not a curated record
AUGGCCACAGACAUUUUAAAGGAGCAAUACAAAAACCUGCAGCAGGAAAAUGACCGAUACAAGAAGCUCAACAGCCAGCUGAAGGAUCGUUUGGUCGCUCUGGAUAAGGAGGUGACCGUGUCAGAGAGCAAGAUUAGAGACAAACGAACAAUCCCUGGUGGCUUCCUGAAACAACAAGGGAAACACAUCCGCAUCUUAGAAAACAAACUCAACCAGGAGACUACUAAAAUUGCCGAGGUGCUAUGCAGUAAUAUGGAUUACAGCGAAGACAUUUCUCACUUGCUGCAGCAGAAAGGCUUGUGCUGCGAUAUCGAUGAGAAAUUUAAUAGACAGUUGGCUGCACAGCAAAAGGUCAUGGAGAGACUGGAGGAGAGGAUCAGCCUCGCUUUGAAGCAGAGGUCAGAGGCCAAGAACCGAAUGCUGGAGGUGAGGGAGGGCAUUAAGGCGGAGACAGAUGAGUUCAUCAAGAAAAGGAUGCAGCUGAAGACUGCUAUCGCGCAUGGUGCCAAACUGCAGACUUUCAUGGAGACAAAGUUGAAGGAAAUUAUUCCUUUGGAAGGAGAUAAGGACUCCAAGAAGAGAAAGAAACAGCAGCAAUAUGAGAGUGGAGUUAAGAAGCUGGAGAUGUACCUGCAGGGACACCGCAAGCUCGUGGAAGUCACCGGAGAAACAGACCUGGGGAAGAUAGUCCCCAUGUUUACUGAGGAUGAACAGAAAAAUUUUGCUCUGGUCGGCUACAUCAAUGAGCUGCAAAACAGAAGAAAUAGGUUGAAGAACUGCACAGACAAGAUGAAGAGUGACAUCCUUUUCCUGGAGGAGGAGAACAAAGGACACGAUGAGCAGAUAAACAGCCAGUUGAAGGAUCUUGAGACUGAUUUGGAGAGGUAUAGCUGUCUGUCAGACUCCCUGGAGGAGCAGUGCACUGCGGUUCAGAGGACUCUGGACCAGCUGACGACUGCCAUCUGUGGCCUUUCACACGAGAUAAUGCAAGAAGCUGUCGUCAAUUCUGACAACAUCUAUAACUCCAUCAGUAUGCUUGAGGAGAGAAUUAAUAACCUGCUGAUCCAGGCCAACAACGUGGAAGAAGAGCAGACAAAUUCGGCUCCACAGAACAUACUUUUGGCCAAUUCUGACUUGCUGCCAGGCUGUGAGGCAGCUCUGGAGACAGAGUGCGGCAGGCCUCGUUCACGCUCGCUCAAGUCUGCCUGA